Tuber aestivum (summer truffle) is the source of this 1847-nucleotide messenger RNA. The record is from the annotation of a GenBank genome assembly. Lineage: Eukaryota; Fungi; Ascomycota; Pezizomycetes; Pezizales; Tuberaceae.
ACCAUCUUGCGUGGCAUAUGAUAGCUCAUUAGGAUUCACGACGGAGAGGUUCCUUUCCUUUCCUCUUUGCGAUAACAUAAAACACCUCGACCUCUCCUCCACCUCCUCCUCCUAUCUCUAAUCUCACUCAACUAAGGAACAAACAAUACAACCGCAACAAGAUGCAGGAGCUAUCGAACUGGGGUCACGUGGUACUAAUAUGGACUCUUGUCCUAGUACUUUACAUUGUCCUCGGCCUGCGAACGUGGGCGCUGCGAAGCACGAAUUAUAGCAUGUUCUCUCCGCGCGGGAUCAGUACACUGUGCAUCUCCCUGACAGUAACGCUGGUAACGGUGGUCUGCGCUGCGGUUACAUGGAGCUUGGUCGGGCCGUUGCACAGCGUUCCCAAGGAUGUUCUUGAAUCACUUUACAACGCCGACUCAUCAGGUUCUGGGGACGUCGUCUUUGACGGUGAUCCUCGGGCCCCUAUGGAGCUGGUUUUCAAGGUAUGUUUCUCUUCCGCCUUCGGAGUAGCACGGGGAACGGGACUGAUCUGAUAUGCAAUGAAUAGGUCAACUUCGGCUCCAUGAUCCUCUUCUACGUCGUCCUCUGGCUUGUAAAGGUCGCCUUCGUCGUCAUCUACUUUGAAUUCUCAAAGGAGCUAUCCCACCGGACCCGCAAGCUACUGUAUAUCACCAUAGCAGCGGUCGCGGUAACCUUCAUAUUCGUGAUCUGCCUCCAUUGCCUCUGGUGCCUCCCUAUAUCGGAAAACUGGGCUUUCAAAGCGCUCACCGAUACGGAUACCUGCCGCGCGAAUCUGGCGCCAUCGGUCAUCGCCAGCGUCAUAAACGUCCUCGUGGAUAUCCUCAUCAUGGUGGCCGGCUUCUCCAUCGUGCGCUCCCUCGACCUCGGCGGGAGUAACAUCCGCUCCGCGUACCUCAUCAUCACGAUGGGAUCCCUGACCGUUGUCGUCGCAUUCAUCAGAAUGAUCGUGUUGGCGGUACGAAUGAAGAAUCAGAAUAGGACGUAUGACAACAUCUACAACGGAAUGGCGAGCGAGCAGAACAGGGCGAGCGUGUACGUCCCCAUUCAGGAGAGCGCCGUCGGGUACGCUGAGGUUGAGGCCAUUCUGGCGUGCAUUGCCGCAUGCCUGCCCGGAAUUCGCGUGCUCUUUCGCAAGCACAUUGCCCGGCGAUCCAGAUUGACCUUCCAAGAUUGCGGGAGUGCGGGGUCUCCUACGCCGCCGUCUUCUCCCCCUACUUCGUGCUCUUCUCCUCCGACUUCGUGUUCCUCUCCUCCCACUUUCUAUUCGCCUUCGAUCCCGGCCACGCCUCCACCGAUUUAUGAGCAGAAGGUACGGGUCGAGGAGAUGGUCUAACUUGACCCUUUUCCUUCAUCAUCCUUUUCAUUUCUUUUAUUGCAAGUUUUCCUUUGCGUUGCAUAUGGUGUCAUGAUUAUAGCAUGGCAUGUAAUUACCAGUGUGAUGAUGUUUUUCUAUUUCACCUCAGGUUUUUUUUCCUUUUCAUUUUUUUCAUUUUCACUUUAUGCAUAUUCGGUGGGGUUUAUCAUUUUUCAUUUCGUUCCUGGGGACAUUUGCAUGGAUCAGGGGGAGCAUUUUUAUUUUCUUGCAUGGUCUGUUCGGUUCGGUUCGGGUUUCGGUGCAUAUCACGGUCUCUCAUUUUAUAUCAUAACUCCAUUACUUUCCUUCAUGUAUCUUUUUUAGGGACUUUUUUUCUUUUCUUUCUUUCUUUCUUUCUCAAUAUUUGUACAACUUACAUCUUGUUAAUACUGGGUUGGGCAGAGGUUGAAUCGGGAGUAGAAGCACAGAGCACAUCACUUAGAUAUCAUAUAACAAGACACUCUUUAUU